AUGGCGCGGGCCGGCGCCCCCCGCUCCCCGGGCCCCGAGCCGCCGCGCCGCCGCGGCCGCCAGCGCUACGUGGAGAAGGACGGCAGGUGCAACGUGCAGCAGGGCAACGUGCGCGAGCCGGGCCGCUACCUGACCGACCUGUUCACCACGCUGGCCGACCUGCAGUGGCGCCUGAGCCUGCUCUUCUUCGUGCUCGCCUACGCGCUCACCUGGCUCUUCUUCGGCGCCAUCUGGUGGCUGGUGGCCUACGGCCGCGGCGACCUGGAGCACCUGGGCGACGCGGCGUGGACGCCGUGCGUCAACAACCUCAACGGCUUCGUGGCCGCCUUCCUGUUCUCCAUCGAGACGGAGACCACCAUCGGCUACGGGCACCGCGUCAUCACCGACCAGUGCCCCGAGGGCAUCGCGCUGCUGCUGCUGCAGGCCAUCCUGGGCUCCAUGGUGAACGCCUUCAUGGUGGGCUGCAUGUUCGUCAAGAUCUCGCAGCCCAACAAGCGCGCCGCCACGCUCGUCUUCUCGUCGCACGCCGUGGUGUCGCUGCGCGACGGGCGCCUGUGCCUCAUGUUCCGCGUGGGCGACCUGCGCUCGUCGCACAUCGUCGAGGCCUCCAUCCGCGCCAAGCUCAUCCGCUCGCGCCAGACGCUGGAGGGCGAGUUCAUCCCGCUGCACCAGACCGACCUGAGCGUGGGCUUCGACACGGGCGACGACCGCCUCUUCCUCGUGUCGCCGCUCGUCAUCAGCCACGAGAUCGACGCCGCCAGCCCGUUCUGGGAGGCGUCGCGCCGCGCCCUGGAGAGGGACGACUUCGAGAUCGUCGUCAUCCUCGAGGGCAUGGUGGAGGCCACCGGAAUGACCUGCCAAGCUCGGAGCUCCUACCUGGUGGACGAGGUGCUGUGGGGCCACCGGUUCACGUCGGUGCUCACGCUGGAGGACGGCUUCUACGAGGUGGACUAUGCCAGCUUCCACCAGACCUUCGAGGUGCCCACACCCUCGUGCAGCGCCCGGGAGCUGGCCGAGGCCGCCGCCCGCCUAGACGCCCAUCUUUACUGGUCCGUCCCCAGCCGGCUGGAUGAGAAGGUGGAGGAGGAGGGGGCCGGGGAGGGCGCGGGCGGAGGGGCUGGCGAGGACAAGGAGCAGAACGGCUGCCUGCCGCCCCCGGAGAGCGAGUCCAAGGUGUGACCAGUUUUCCUCCAGACCCCUGUGGCAGGGCCAGACACCGGUACCUGGGAGCUGGAUGGCGCGGGCGGAGGAGGAGGCAGGCAAGGCCCCCCCAGGGGACGCGCUGAGGCCGGAGAGCCCCCUCAGAAUGGCAAGCCAGGAAUCCAGCGGACGGCGCGGGGCCUGGUUUCGGGAGGACGGACGGUGGGGACGGGAAACAUGCCAGCCUGUCUGUGUUCGGCCCUCACGUCUGUUCACGGGUGGACGGAUGGGCAGAAGGAUGGGUCUAUGCGGGGCUGGAUGGGGAGACGGGAGCAGACGGACGGACGCCGGCGGGGAGGCAGACGGACAGACGCAGGUGGCGGGCCCGCCUGGGGCCGCUGCUCGGCCCUAGGGCAUCUCUGUGCGAAUUCUGGAAAGGCGCCCUUUCCCUCCGGAACCGAUGCCGUCCCGAACCAGAGGGCACGGCUUGGGGAGCGGAGUGCGGGCUGGGUUUUAGUCCCCACUCACCUCCCCGGCCAGCCUCCCCGUGCUGCGGCCCACCUGUCUCGCUGGACACGGUGGCCCGAGCUGACCCCGAGGAGAGAAUGCCGGGCGGACGGAGGUGGGCCGGGCCGAGGGUGCCCGCCCCGCCCCCACCACUGUGACCGGAGCAGGAGGACGGAAGGCUGCGGGGGUGGCUCGGCCAGGUGUGAGUGACCGUGCCCCCACGUGCAGGGAGACAGGGCCCCGGGGAAGGAGGAGCAGGGACGGCUAUUUUCUGACAGCGGGACGAGAUCUCAUAAAUAGCACUGCAGCGGCAGGAGAGGAAGAGGGACGCUCUGGGGAAGAAGGGCCAGGAGAGAUCUAGAAAGUGAGUUCGCUCGAGCUAGGGUACAGGGGCCCGUGGGAAAGCGGAGUUUGUCCCGGGGCACGGUGACCCGGGCGCCACUGGCGGGGUUCACCGGGUGCGCGUUGGGUACAGAGCACUGACCCGGCACAGGCGGGGCGGGCGUUCGGAGACCUGGUUCCCGUCCUCGGGACACGGUGUCCCUGAGGCAACCGCACCAGGUGUGGCUCAAACGGAACCCGACCGUCUCUCGGAGCAGAGGGCGGGAGGGUUCGGUGAUCGGAAAGCUGGGGGCUGAGUAAGGCCCAGAGAACGACAGAGAACGAGUGAGCCAGCACUUGUCAAACUGGCGUGUCCAUCAGAGUCGCCUGCAGACCUUGUGGAAACGCAGGCGGCUGGGCCCCGCUCCCGGAGUUUCGGCCUCGAUAGGUGUGGGGUAGAGACCAAACACUUGCAUUUCUAGCAAGUUCCCAGGUCAUGCCGAUGCUGCUGGUAUGGGGGCCACACUUUGAGAACCACUGCUCUACAUAGACUUGGAAGUCACGUCAGGAGGUAGGGCAUUUGAGC
Prionailurus viverrinus (fishing cat) is the source of this 2554-nucleotide messenger RNA. It is a transcript of the gene KCNJ9, whose product is annotated as potassium inwardly rectifying channel subfamily J member 9. The record is from RefSeq and is a predicted model, not a curated record. Gene Ontology annotation, molecular function: G-protein activated inward rectifier potassium channel activity. Gene Ontology annotation, cellular component: plasma membrane. The transcript has 2 exons. Gene Ontology annotation, biological process: regulation of monoatomic ion transmembrane transport; potassium ion import across plasma membrane. Lineage: Eukaryota; Metazoa; Chordata; Mammalia; Carnivora; Felidae. The coding region runs from base 1 to 1179 and encodes 392 amino acids.